CGCCGGGGUGAGCCCAGCGGAGCCGGGCCGAGCCGGGCCGAACGGCUGAGGAUCCUGUGCCGGUGCCGGCCAUGCAGCGGCCCGGGCUGUUCGGGCGGGUCAAGGCGGCGGUGGUCGGGAUGGUGCACGUAGGAGCGCUGCCAGGGACACCAAGAAGUUCUCUUCCAUUGACCCAGAUCAUUGAUCAAGCUUGUCAAGAGGCAGAAGUUUACAAGGAUGCUGGAGUUGAUGGGCUGAUCCUGGAGAACAUGCACGACGUGCCGUACACGGUGCGCCCGGGCCCGGAGGUCACCGCAGCCAUGGCAGUGCUCGGUGCUGCCGUGAGACACAGCUGUCCCCGUGUCCCUCUGGGUGUCCAGGUGCUGUGUGCUGCCAACCAGCAGGCAAUAGCCAUUGCUCUGGCUGCAGGUCUUGAUUUCAUCCGGGCUGAAGGGUUUGUGUUUUCUCACGUGGCUGAUGAAGGGAUUAUAAAUGCCUGUGCAGGUGACCUGCUACGAUACAGAAAACACAUUGGAGCAGACAACAUUCAGAUUUUUGCUGAUAUUAAAAAGAAGCAUAGUGCUCACGCCCUGACGGCCGAUGUCAGCGUGGCGCAGACGGCGGACGCUGCCCAGCUGUUCCUGGCCGACGGCGUGGUGCUGACCGGCACGGCCACCGGGCACCCCGCUGACCCCCGGCAGCUGCGAGAGGUUAAGCGUACUGUGAAGAUUCCUGUGCUCGUUGGGUCUGGAGUGACUCUGGAGAAUGUGAGGAAUUACUUGGAUGCAGAUGCUCUAAUAAUUGGUUCCUAUUUCAAGAAAGGAGGAUAUUGGGCAAAUGCUGUUGAUCCUGACCGAGUCAAGAAAUUCAUGGAACACAUAAGUAAACUGAGGGAAUGAGUUUAUCAGCAAACACUGUUUGUUUGUGUUUGUUUGUAGAAAUGCAGUGUGGUACGUCCUACGGAAUUAAAGCACGAAUGCGUGGCCGAAUGGCAAAUAAUACCAAAUAAAAAAUGCACAUCAUUGCCAUAACUAGCUUGGUGACAUACUUCACAAUAACCUGGUGCUCUGAUGUUUGCUUCUAGGCAGCACAUUUCUGUGGUGCUCAAAGCUACCAUCAAUGCAAAGCCAACUCUGAAGUCUUGUGCGAGAUACUCUCUCCCAUAAGUCAAACGCUUAUGGAGUUUAAGAAUUUUUAGAAAGUGUUCAUCACAGGUGAGCUGAGUUCUGUUUUGCCUUUAAGUGCAAUAGGAUGCCCUAAGUUUACAGCUAAAAGUGUUGUAAAUUGGACAAGUUAAUUAGCCUUUCAGUUUCCCCAUCUGUAAAAUGAUGAUAAUAGCACCUACAUCACACAGGGGCCGUAAGACAUAAUGAAGGAAAGAAUGUACAGCACUUUAAUCUCUCCAAAUUAAGGGCUCUUUUAAAGUUCAAGAUCAUUAUUUUUUCAUUAGAAUUGUGCAUUUAUACAAUUGCUACAUUUUUGUAAUACCACACAAAAAUUUAAGAUAAUUGGGGUAUUGAUUUACUUACAAUACUUAUUAGAGAAUAAAUGUAAAUAUUUAAUUACAUUUUAAGUAGAUUUGGAAUGUAGUCAAAAUGCUUUUGCAAAAACUGGAAAUUUUAAUAAAGGUUUAUUAUUUUUCAGCAAGCA
This is a messenger RNA of Onychostruthus taczanowskii (white-rumped snowfinch), 1629 nucleotides long. RefSeq lists its product as uncharacterized. Lineage: Eukaryota; Metazoa; Chordata; Aves; Passeriformes; Passeridae. The coding region runs from base 72 to 878 and encodes 268 amino acids. The transcript is spliced from 7 exons. The record is from RefSeq and is a predicted model, not a curated record.